This is a messenger RNA of Prorocentrum cordatum, 537 nucleotides long. The record is from the annotation of a GenBank genome assembly. NCBI's taxonomy places the organism in Eukaryota, Dinophyceae, Prorocentrales, Prorocentraceae.
AUGACGGAUGUGAUAUUAGUCCACGAGCACAGGGGAGAACCUGACGGCCUCGUUGUCUGCCACCUGCCGUUCGGACCGACCGCCUACUUUGGUAUGUCUGGCGUGGUCCUUCGCCACGACCUCGCCGAGAAGCCUCCCACCGUCUCCGAGGCGAAUCCGCAUCUGAUCUUCCAUGGCUUCACCUCGAAGAUCGGCCGGCGCGUGCAGACGAUCCUCCAGGCAUUGUUCCCGCCGGCCAAGGUGCUGGGCGACCGUGUCAUGACCUUCGCGAACUGCCACGACACGGUGCAGUUCCGGCACCACACCUUCACGAGGCCCAAGGGCCCCGGCGGCGAGGAGCACAAGUCCAAGGCCGCCGCGGUGGAGUUGGACGAGUGCGGGCCCCGCUUCUCCCUCCGGCUGUUCCGGAUCGAGCUGGGCGCCAUAGACAUGAAGGACGUGCAGGUCGAGUGGGUCCUGCGGCCGUACUUCAACCGCCAGAAGGAGGCGCUCGCCGACGCAGAGGAAGAGGGCCAGGACUCCAAGGCCGCAGCGUGA